Pristis pectinata (smalltooth sawfish) is the source of this 4319-nucleotide messenger RNA. Its product is annotated as pre-mRNA-processing factor 39-like. NCBI's taxonomy places the organism in Eukaryota, Metazoa, Chordata, Chondrichthyes, Rhinopristiformes, Pristidae. Gene Ontology annotation, molecular function: protein binding. The transcript is spliced from 14 exons. The coding region runs from base 99 to 3089 and encodes 996 amino acids. Gene Ontology annotation, cellular component: U2-type prespliceosome; commitment complex; U1 snRNP. The record is from RefSeq and is a predicted model, not a curated record. Gene Ontology annotation, biological process: mRNA 5'-splice site recognition; RNA processing.
GGGAGAUCAGGGCCCAGCGAGGCUUCAGCCUCCACUUCCGCUCUUGGCCAGCGCUGGCGGCUUCCGGAUCCGGUGAGGCCGGCGAUGGUGACGGAGUGAUGGAGGCGGCGGAUGAUCGGUGGCCGGAGCCGAAUCGGCCGGCAUCCGCUGCCGCGGCCGAUACUGAACAGAUGUUACUGAACAAAGGAAGUCUGAAUGGGAACAGUCCAUUCAUCAUGCAGACCCUGCCCAUGGACACCCUCGGUGACCAGAAUGCCACCGAGGCCACUGCGGGUAGCCCCAAUAGCCCCAACUCUUGUGGCACAGAGACGGGAGAGGAGUCCGUGGCAGAUACGCAAAGCCCGAGUAAUAGGGACCCGGCCGGCAAGGCGGCCGACGGUCCUGCCCCCUGCGCAAUGGACGCCUUCGAGGCCCCUGGCCCAUGGGGCGCGGACACGGGAGAGGAAUCAGCGGCCGACAGCCCUGGCCCGGGAGAUGCCGAAACGGGAGAGGAGUCAGUGGGAGAUAGUCCAGGCCCGAACGACGGAGAGACUGGAGAGGACUCGUCUGCCGAUUCCACGAGUACCAAUGACACGCGUGGUACUGAGGAGGCAGCAGCAGUUGGUCUGGUCCCACGUGAUGGAGAGAGUCGGGCAUCAAUGGUCGAUAGUCCUGGCCCAGCUGAUGGGGACACUGACCUGUGCACCCGGGACUUGAGAGAGCCAACGGCCCACGGUACCAGCCCGUGCGACUUCCGGGAGUUGGCGGAGAAUGGUCUUGGCCCCUGUGGUGGGGACACUGGGAUAGAGCCAACAGAGGAUAGUUCUGGCCCAACUGGAGAGGUCCCAGAAGGCAGAAGCCCCAUCCCGUGCAACAGCAAUGGAGUCGAGGAAGAGUCGACCAGUGUCCAUUAUGGCCACCUCGAUGUUGCUGCUGGUCUGACUGCAGCACAAGAACUGGAGCAAAGUCCUGACCUUCCGUACCAUCCCUGCGCCGCAGUAGAGAUGGAAACGGACGUGCCUGGUGUGGGAGGGCCCAGCGUCGCGUUCCCCAGCCUGUGGGGCACCACCGAAGACUUGCCCACGGACUCCUCGAACCUGCUGCUGUCUGACAGGCAAGUGGCCGUCGCACACUUCACGGAGGCCACGGGCGGGCUGGAGCCGGCGGCUGGCGAGGCACUGGCGAAUUCGAAUGACACGGAGUACGCCGACGGCCUGGCGCACUAUCAGCCGGGUGGCGCCGGCGACUACGAGGCCGUGGAGUCCGACGACGGCGUCCCGCCGUAUCCGGCGGACUUCGAGAAAUACUGGAAGAUUGUGGAGGACAAUCCGUAUGACUUCACGGGGUGGACGUAUGUGCUUCAGUACGUGGAGCAGGAGAAUCACAUUUGGGCCGUUCGGAGGGCAUUUGAUUCGUUCUUCACUCGCUAUCCGUACUGUUAUGGCUACUGGAAGAAGUAUGCCGAUAUAGAGAAGAGAUUGGGAUUCACCAAAGAGGCGGAGGAGGUUUAUCAGCGGGGGUUGCAGUCCAUCCCACUCAGUGUGGAUCUGUGGAUCCAUUAUAUCGCUUUCCUGCAGGAAGUCCUUGAGCCCACCAGCCCUGAUACCUCAGUGAAACUCCGGAGCGUGUUUGAGAUGGCGCUGGCUGCUGCCGGCACGGAUUUCCGCUCCGAUCGACUCUGGGACUUGUAUGUGAGCUGGGAGAAGGAGCAGGGGCAGCUGAAGGCUGUGACCGCCAUCUAUGACCGGCUGCUGUCCAUACCCACCCAACUGUACAGCCACCACUUCGAGAAGUUCAAGGAGCACGUGCAGAGUUAUUCGCCAAAGGACAUCCUCUCCACCGACGAGUUCCUCAGGCUGAGGUCGGAGGUGGUGACCAGCCUAGCCGCAACUGAGGCGGAUUCUGACGAGGGUCCACCCGGCGACGACCCUCCGCCAGGCGUCGGGAGCACAGACCAAGAAAAGGCCGACACGGAGCUGGAGAAGAUCAGGGCGCACUUGGAGGCCACACGGCACGAGAUGUACCUCCUGAACGAAGAGGAAGUCAGCAAGAGGUGGCAUUUCGAGGAGGCGAUCAAGCGCCCGUACUUCCACGUCAAGCCCCUCGAGAGAGUGCAGCUGAAGAACUGGAAGGACUACCUGGACUUCGAGAUCGCCAGCGGCACCAACGAGCGAGUUCUGGUACUGUUCGAGCGCUGCGUGAUCGCCUGUGCUCUGUACGAGGACUUCUGGAUCAAGUACGCCAAGUACCUGGAGAACCACAGCGUGGAAGCUGUCCGCAACGUCUUCCAGAGGGCCUGUAUGGUCCACCUGCCCAAGAAGCCCACCCUUCACCUGCUGUGGGCCGCCUUCGAAGAGCAGCAAGGUGAGCUGAAAGAAGCCCGGAGAAUCCUCAAGUCCUUCCAGAUGGUGAUGCCGGGCCUGGCCAUGGUGCUCCUGCGGCGGGUGAGCCUGGAGCGACGGUGUGGGAACCUGGACCAGGCGGAGGCGCUGCUGCGGGAGGCCAUUGAGCAGCACCAGGACACGCCGCUCGCCUCCUUCUUUGCCAUCAAGCUCUCGAGGCAGCUCCUGAAGGUGCAGAGGAACCUGACGAAGGCCAGGAAGGUGCUUCUGGAGGCCAUCGACAGGGACAAGGAUAAUGUGAAGCUCUACCUCAACCUCCUGGAACUGGAGUUCAGCUGCGACGUGCGAGCUAACGAGAGCAACAUCCUGGGCUGCUUCGACCAAGUGCUCUCCAGCUCCCUCCCACUGGAAAUCAAAAUCGUCUUCUCCCAGCGCAGGGUGGAAUUCCUUGAGGACUUUGGCUGCAGCGUGCGCAGUUUACUCCACGCUUACGACGAACACCAGAAACUCCUCAAACAGAACUCCAGUAAGAAGCGGGCAGCGGAGAAUGGCAUGGAGGAGCCAGAUGAGAAGAAAGCGCGGGCAGAGGACGGCGUCGCGGUGAUCGCCUCGACCACGGCCGUGACCACCACCAGCACUGCCGCCCUGGUCAGCGGAGAUGCCAGUGGCGGCCAGGCGGCGUACAACUACAGCGCAUGGUAUCAGCCCUAUGGAUCGUAUGGGUAUCAGAACCCUUGGAACUACAGUCAGUACUACCCACACAGCUGAGACCAGUUGAAGGAAUGGGAACUGUGUACAUACAAAAACCAAGGGACUUGUUUCUUCCACCACCUCCGCCCCCCCCCCCCCCCCCCCCACAGUCUUUAAACUCGGCCAUCAAACAUCAUCUCUCUGCUCUGACGAGCUCCAAGACACAGCCGGAUUGGAUUCCCCCAUUCGCGAGGUGUUGAGUCCAUCUUGUUGGGUGUAACGAGAUCCCGAAAAAAUGUGAAGUUCUGGAAGGGCUGGGAUUCUUUCCGUGCAGUCCCGUUUACAAGGUGCCUGCCGUUCCUCUUUCUCUCCCCCCCCCACCUUCCCUGUAGCUGGAGCACUCUCUCCCUCCCUCUACAUCCCAACAGGAAAAAAAAACCUGUGAAUCCCAAGCCGCCUGCCGGUGGGACCGACCAGUCCCGUAGAGCCUGCUGCACGGUUUUAAAGCAUUGCGGUGUUGGUUUGUGGUGUGGUCAGGUUUGUUCUGCUAGAGUUUAGGGCAUCGUGGCUGGUUGAAGCUGAAUUUCCCCCCGCCCCACAGGAAUGAAGGGUGGUGGUCAGCUGAAGACUUUCCACCUCAAAUAGGGUGGUGCCCAAGGUUCCCAGCUGGUUUUUUGGGGGGGGUUUGCAUCGGGCAGACACACUGUGUGCAUCAGCACUGGAUUUUUAAAACACUGGUAAAGCACAAUUCAACUGCCACUUGUUUCUCUGGCAGCUUUCUAAUGUAGAAGAGCUGUGGUCCUCACCUUGACCAACACCACAGGCAAACAAUUGGUGUUCUGUGCAAGUCCUUGCCCUCUCACAGGAGGUAGGGACUCCACCACCCUCCCUCACCCCACCCUCAACACUUACACUGGCUCCUGCCCAUUCAGAGCGCUGGCAUCGACCUUCGUCCACGAUUCGCACACAGUCUAUCGGGGCAUCUCUACCCUGUGCCAAGGCCGUGGAGAUCGACCACAGAUACCAAACAACUCGACGCCAACCUUUUACUUUCUGUACAGAUUCUUGUUGGAGCAAAGCAUUUUUGCGCGUCGUUUUUUUAUGAAUGUAAUGUUCCAUUUUGUUUUUGACUAGACGGUGUAAAUAAAAGAAUCAUCAGGUAUGCCGAUCUCUGUGGGGACAUGCAGCAGACGCCACCCUUAGAAUUGUUUAAGGGCGUUCCUGUAGUAGAGUGAUUUCUGUUUGUUAAAACACACAGUCUCAGUGUGGGCUGGGGGUUAUUGGAAGAUAAUAUCAUAGAAUCAUAGA